CACCGGCUGCGGCUGUGUGUUCACGACCGGAUAAGGGGUCGCACCUACACGCCGACGCUGCUAUCCCCAUAUUUUAUUCUUUUCGACAUUUUCAGAGAAUAUAAUCGGAGGAAACAGAAUGGAAUAUCAAUCCCUAUCACACGCCCUAAAUCCUCUUCCUCCCGCCUCCCGCCCAACGUACUCCCAGCCCGUCCAGCUCCAGCCCAGCGUCGAGCAUGCCGCCACCCACGAUCCGCCCCCCGACGCCAGUGCGCAUCGCGAAGAGGAAGAAGAGGAGGAGGAAGAAGUAGAAGGAACCGUAUCUGCUCCCACAGGGCCAGAAAAACAUUCCCCAGGUAAUCAGGCGCAGGCAGCCUCCGUAUCCCCUCGACGCAAACCCGGAAGACCAAAGGGAUCGAAAAAUAAGAAGCCGCGAUUUGACGUGACCGCAGGAUCGACGCAAAAACAGCAGUUCUCCUCGACCCCCGUCUAUGCAUAUCCCCAGCAGUCGCAGGCUCAGCAACAACCGCAACCGCCGCCGCAGCAACAGGCGCCAGUACCUCAACCCAGCGCUGUUCCGGCUCAGCAACAAUCCACCAGUCAAUCAGCCUCUUCUUAUCCCGCACCGGAUCCGAACAAUCAGGCAUUAUAUGACUUUCAAUGGCGGGUUCUCUCUCUCUGCUCAGAGUUCUACAACGCUGCAGAUGAGCUUAUCAGAAAUGCUCCCCAACAUAUUUUGCACCAGUGCUUUAGCCUGCCUGGAAAUCAGGUAGAUCCGAUAACACUUCUUCACGAAGCGAGGAAAGCUUGCGAUCAACUGAUGGCUAAUCCAGCUGCAGUCGUUCUCAAAGUUCCGCCCCAACCUGCUACCGUUCAAUACGCUUCCCCCGCACCUCCUGCUAAAUCCGCUUCGCCUCCGGCCGGGCAGGUGAUAACGAACCCGGGCUCUUUCGUCAUGUCCCUGAGUGGUUCGCCCUCGCAAAAUACGCAGCAAGGAACAACAUACUCUCCAGCUGCUACCUUCACUCAAACCCAACCUCGUUAUCCUACCACUCCUUAUUAUGCCUAUUCGACACAGCCGUCGUCAGGCUCACAUCCAUACAUGGCGCAGCAGCAAGUAAUGAAGCCCGUAAACCUUUCCACUCCUUCCGCUGCAGGUAAUCAAGGAGCAUGGAGCGAUGAAGAGACCGAAAAACUCAAGCAACUUGCUGAAGAGAGCAAGACCACGGGUACAGGUACAGAGAAUGGCGAAAUUGACUGGGACUGGGUUUGCAAUAACUGGGGCGCAGGACGUACUCGUCAUCAGAUACUCAUCAAAGCAACAAAUUUGAAUCUAAAAGAAAGCUCCUCACGCGCAACGAAAAGACGACGCGAUCCGGAUCCCUCUCAUGGCACUAUAGACGGGCCAAGCAACGUAAACCAUUCUCCCAGUAUGAACGGCCACGCGAACUCUUCCGUCUCGAAUACCUCAGCCCAGGCAGUACUAAAUGCCGUCGCAGCUGCAGCAUCAGCAGGUGCAUCUCCUGUCUCUAUAGAGCGGCCCGCUUCGACCUCGACUUCGGUCUCUCCUGUGACUGUUCAUCCACAGCAACAGCCGCCGCCGCCACCUCCUGCUCCACCUGGUGGCGGAAAUCUUAUGCACUGGCCCAUACAACAUGUGGCAACGAAUGCACCAUCACCAGUGCUUUCUUCAGGGUCUUUAGGGUCUCGAUCCGUUUACUACAAUCGCGACAGGAAUGGAUCCAAGGCGUAAAUGCCUCGAUCUCACUCCUUCUUGCUGUCGUCUUCAUCGCUGUCCUGUCAAUGUCUUCCGGACUUUCUUAACUUUCUCUAGCCUCUUUAAUCUCUGCGCAGAAUGAUUUUCUUCUGUGUACAUCUUGCUAGCUUUUCAUUUUCUUUAUCAAAUUAUUCUUUCUUUUCCCUCUCUUCGUUUCAGACUGCUGUGUACGUCAAUACGCUCACCUUACACUUGCUUCGGGCCCUCAUUGAAAUCGCGUAGUUUCUUAUUCCUUCUUUCCCGGGUCUGCAGAGCUGCUAAUCUUCGCUUUCAUUUGUCUCGUUUUUCUUUUAGCUUUUUUCUACAAGCGCUGCCUCGCUCCUCCGUUAACCUAUCUAUCCUGUUCCACUUCGACCUGAAUGCUUUGUUUUCCGACGGGCUCCC
Molecule: messenger RNA, 2140 nt
Organism: Fomitiporia mediterranea MF3/22
Lineage: Eukaryota; Fungi; Basidiomycota; Agaricomycetes; Hymenochaetales; Hymenochaetaceae
Exons: 4
Coding region: 119-1732 (537 amino acids)
Source: RefSeq, a predicted model, not a curated record